GACUUGAGACCCCAGUCGUUUUUGAUGAAGUGGGUGGGCAAUGCCAUAAGCAGGGGUGGGGCUAUAAAUCUGAGGAUAAGAACACAGAUAUUUCCUACGUCCAACUUACAGAAGAAGAACUGGUGACUUCUAAGAAGAUCUUUGGAUACAUAUGGCGUGACGGAGUGACGUUCGAGAUCGUGGAGGUGUAUUUUGGACUGAAUGAGGAGGAUUCCAAACUAGCAGCUGAAAAUAAAUGGAAACAUCUUGUCCACGACAAGGAUAAAGGCUGUACAGAUAGGAAACUUUUCAACAAGGGGUAUUUCUUCGAUUCAAACGAGGCGUUCGAGGUCACAGGGAUGGUGGCAACAUCAAAGUGGGUCGCAGGGCAACUGAAAUGGUUUACACGUAACGAAACAGGAUCUAUCUGUUCCGUAAAGCCUAAGGAAUGUUAUGAGUGGCUCGCUAAAUAUUUGGAACAACUCCGAGCCGCCUUACGGUCAGUUAAUGACCUUUGGCUUGGACCAGCCGUAAAUGUUCAGUUGGACGACAAGGAGGAGCUAAUUAUGGCAAGACGACAGUUGGAGAAAGUUAGGGACGAGAUGUGUGAGAUGGAAAUCGGGUAUAACGAUAAGCUUUCAAUCCUAACGGCGGAGAAUUGCAAAUUGCGACUGCGUUUACAAUCCUGGAAGAAGAAGCAACAACAGGCCAAAAACGUGAACCGUUUACUUCUGGUGCAGAGAGGACGAAAAAGUUCGAAUGCAGACGUUCCGUGCUUUAUUCCUGUGACCUUUAAGGUGGAUGUAGAGGGAAACUUGGAUCAACAGAAUGAGCCCAACUUCGACAUGUUCAGGGAGGAGCUGGCGCAAAAUGAAGAGUUAAGCAGUGAUGAUGACGACGACGGCGUCGAGUAUGCUAGAGUCCCUAGAGUUUCAGAUCUCAUCAACGUUGUCACCAAAGUGCUUGACCGUUCGGAAUCCUCAACCAAAACUAUUACUAAUGGUGCUAAUCCAAAUCAUGAGACUGACCGGUGUGAUGAAAAGACUGAACCUAACCGAAAAGUGUUCGUCGUUAAACUAUGUGAUUAAUCGUUUGUCAUUCUUAUAUAUUAUUAAAUGAACUUUUUCGGUGCUAUUAUAUCUAAAUGUUAUAAAUUUAUGAACUAGUUAUCAUAAUAAAACAAGCAUUGUUGGAUUAAUUAUCUAUAA
Messenger RNA from Folsomia candida, 1187 nucleotides. RefSeq lists its product as uncharacterized. Lineage: Eukaryota; Metazoa; Arthropoda; Collembola; Entomobryomorpha; Isotomidae. The record is from RefSeq and is a predicted model, not a curated record. The transcript has 5 exons. The coding region runs from base 339 to 1067 and encodes 242 amino acids.